Lachnellula hyalina is the source of this 1050-nucleotide messenger RNA. RefSeq lists its product as uncharacterized. The transcript is spliced from 2 exons. The record is from RefSeq and is a predicted model, not a curated record. Bases 1 to 1050 code for a protein of 349 amino acids. Lineage: Eukaryota; Fungi; Ascomycota; Leotiomycetes; Helotiales; Lachnaceae.
AUGGUGCAACAACAGUACAAAUACGCGGACCAGCUGCCAGCAGGCUCCAAGAACCGCAUUGAGAAAAUCGCCAUUGUGGGGGCAAGCGGCCACAUCGGCUCCUCCAUAACCUCAGCCCUCCUCGCCACAGGCUGCCACACUCUCACAGCCCUAACGCGCUCCACCACCCCCCUCUCCCUCCCCCCAUCCAUCCACAUCGCACGUAUCGACUACACAUCCCCUGCCUCCAUAACGCACGCUCUAACCGGGCACGACGCGCUCAUAAUCACGCUCUCCGUAACCGCCCCCCCUACAGCCAUGACCACCCUCCUAGACUGCGCCUCCGCAGCAGGCGUCCCUUGGGUCCUCCCCAACUACUUCUCCUCGGACCCGACGCUCACGCGCCUCCAAGACGAAAGCCUAACCGGGCCCUUGACCGCCGAAACCCGCGCCCACAUCCGCAGCACGCGCACCCUGUCGUACGUGCAGCUCGCGUGCGGCUUCUGGUACGAACACAGUCUGUGCGCGUUCAGCUGGGGCUUCGGCUUCGAUGCGCUGCGCAAGACGGCGUGUUUCUACGACGACGGCACGACGCGCAUCACGACCAGUACGUUCGCGCAGGCCGGGCAGGCAGUCGCGGCGCUGUUCAGCUUGCCGGUGUUGCCGGAGCGCGAGGGCGAUGAGCAGGCGACGCUGAGUCGGUAUCGGGAUGGCGCGGUGUAUGUGUCGAGUUUCAGGGUGUGUCAGAGGGAUAUGUUUGAGAGUCUGCUGCGGGUGACGGGGAGUAGCGAGGCGGAGUGGGAGAUCAAGUAUCGGCCAGUGGGGGAGGUGUAUGCGGAGGGGCUGAAGGGGUUAAGGGAGGGCAAGGGGGCGGAGGCGUUCGGGACGUGUUUAUAUUCGCGGUCGUUUUUCCCGACGGGGGAGGGUGAUUUUACCGAGAAGCUGGAUAAUGAGGCGUUGGGGUUGGUGGCGGAUGAGAGUUUGGACGAGGCGACGGGGAGGGCCAUUGACUUGCAGAAGGCUGGGUAUGGGUCGUAUGGGGCGGGGGCUGAGAUCUAUGGGAAGCGUUAG